Cavenderia fasciculata is the source of this 2043-nucleotide messenger RNA. It is a transcript of the gene nog1, whose product is annotated as nucleolar GTP-binding protein 1. Gene Ontology annotation, biological process: ribosomal large subunit biogenesis. NCBI's taxonomy places the organism in Eukaryota, Evosea, Eumycetozoa, Acytosteliales, Cavenderiaceae. The record is from RefSeq and is a predicted model, not a curated record. The transcript has 3 exons. Gene Ontology annotation, cellular component: nucleolus. Bases 1 to 2043 code for a protein of 680 amino acids. Gene Ontology annotation, molecular function: GTPase activity; GTP binding; RNA binding.
AUGGUUCUCUAUAACUUUAAAUCAAUUCAGGUUGUACCUGGAUCAAGAGAUUUUGUAGAUGUUGUACUUUCAAAGACACAAAGAAAGACACCUACCGAAGUACAUAAACAAUACCAUAUCUCUAGAAUCAGAUCUUUUUACAUGCGUAAAGUCAAGUUUACUCAACAAUCAUAUCACGACAAGUUAUCCCAAAUCAUUCAAGAUUUCCCAUUGUUAGAUGACAUUCAUCCAUUUUAUGCAGAUCUUGUAAAUGUACUUUAUGAUAAGGAUCAUUACAAGUUGGCACUUGGUCAAUUAAAUACAGCACGUAAUCUUAUUGAUAAUAUAGCAAAGGAUUACUUGCGUCUUUUGAAAUAUGGUGACUCGUUAUACCGUUGCAAGCAACUCAAGCGUGCCGCUUUGGGUCGUAUGUGUACAUUGAUGUUGAAGCAAAACAGUUCACUCGCAUAUCUCGAGCAAGUACGUCAACAUUUGGCUCGUCUUCCAUCGAUCGAUCCAAACACCCGUACCUUGUUGAUGUGCGGUUACCCCAACGUCGGCAAAUCAUCGUUUAUGAACAAGAUGACCCGUGCCAACGUCGACGUCCAACCAUACGCCUUCACCACCAAAUCAUUGUUUGUUGGUCACACUGAUUACAAAUACAACAUCUGGCAAGUCAUCGAUACCCCAGGUAUCCUCGAUCACCCACUCGAAGAACGUAACACCAUCGAAAUGCAAUCCAUCACUGCUCUUGCUCAUCUCCAUGCUGCCGUCCUCUUUUUAAUCGAUAUUUCUGAACGUUGUGGUUAUACUAUUAAACAACAAGUUGACUUAUUUUUCAGUAUCAAGGCAUUGUUUUUAAAUAAACCAUUGAUUGUAGUUAUUAACAAGAUUGAUGUACGUAGACCAGAAGAUGUGCCAGCCGACGACUGGGCAUUGAUCCAAUCGUUGACCGACCCCGCCAAGGGAGGUGUUGGAGGCACCCAGAUCCUGCCAAUGAGCACCUUGACCGAAGAGGGUGUCUCCAAGGUAAAGGACGUUGCCUGCACCACAUUGUUGGCCGACCGUAUCGAAAAGAAGAUGGCCUCGAGCAAGAUCAGCAAGGACUUGCACCGUCUCCGUACCGCCCAACCCAAGCCACGUGACGAAAAGGUCCGUUCCGUCUUUAUCCCCGAGUCGGUUGCCAACGCACGUCUCGCCGACCCAGACACUCUCAACAAGAACAAGGUCACAUUGACUCCAGGCCAAAUGGAGGUGCUCCAAGAAGAACAAGAUGAUCUCGAAUACCAAAAGGGUAUCAUCCCCAUCUUUGACAUCAACCUCUGGAAGCGUAAGUACUUGCUCAAGGACGACUCGUGGAAAUUCGACAUUAUUCCCGAAAUCAUGGACGGCCGUAACAUUUCCGAUUUCAUCGACCCCGACAUUCUCGAACGUCUCGACGAGCUCGAGCGUGAGGAGGAAGCCUUGAUCGAAGAGCUCCGUGCCAACGGCGGCGACGCCUCGGACGAGUCGGACCUCGACGACGAGAACCAAGAGUUGCUCGACGAGAUCCACGCCAGAAAGAGCGAGAUCAAGAUGGACCGUUUGCUCGGCAAGACCGGCAGACCCAAAUUGACCCGUCAACACAAGGGCCUCGACAAGGACCACAUGGAGCGCACCCUCACUCGUAUGGGUGUCGAAGAGGAAGAGUUGGGCGACAUCAUGGACGAUGUUGCCGACAAGUCUAGAGACCGUUCCAAGAGCCGUCGUCCAUCCGAACGUUCGCUCUCGCGUCACGGUCGUAAGCGUGACCGUUCCGAGUCGCGUGGUGUCUCUGUCGAAGGUCGUGGUCUCUCUCUCAACCGUUCGCAAUCCCGUGGUUCCUCGAAAACCCCAGCUCCAGUCGACGGAGAAGGUUAUCGUGAUCUUCCACAAAAGGAAGAGGCUGUUAUGCUUGGCAAGGAAGGUAUGCGUAAGAGAAACAAAUUGGGUUACAAAGGUGAAGGUGAUCAUCAUAUUCCAAAUCUUAUGCCCAAACAUUUGUUCGCUGGUAAAAGAGGUGCCGGUAAAACUGGUCGUAGAUAA